Molecule: messenger RNA, 738 nt
Organism: Microthlaspi erraticum
Lineage: Eukaryota; Viridiplantae; Streptophyta; Magnoliopsida; Brassicales; Brassicaceae
Source: the annotation of a GenBank genome assembly
AUGGAGGGCUAUCACCCAGAGCUGAAGGUGAUACUUGAUGAUGGAAACUACACGUACUGGAAGGCGAGGACGAGAGCAAAUAUUCAAUGUAUUGAUGAGGCCGCCUGGUACUUGACUGAGCAUGGAUGGAAACCACCUACAGUCACGAUUGAAGGAGUAACUACAGCCGUGCCUCGAGAACGCUGGACUACAGCCCAACGUGAUGAUUACAAGUUCAAUGCUAGAGCACUGGCACAGAUCAAUGGUAGUUGCUCAAAGAAACAGUUUGAGCUGAUUCAGGGCUGUACUACGUCAAAGGAGGCGUGGGAUAUCCUCCAGAUCCACUUUGAAGGGACAAGUCAAGUUCAAAGCUCAAGGAAGGAUCUAUUGGCAACUAAGUUUGAGAAUAUGAGGAUGGAGGAACAUGAGUCAAUUGCUGACUUUAGCUCGAAACUUAGCUCACUCGUUCAGGAGUCUCGUACCCUGGGAAAGGUAUACAAGGAUGCUAAGUUAGUGAAGAAACUUCUUCGGUGUCUUCCAGACAAAUUCACAGCAUACAAGGCUGGACUAAGUGCAAACCCUAUCUUUGGGACGAUCUCCUACGACGAGAUGGUGGGAAAACUGCAGCUACACGAACUGGAACUAGGAGGUGUCAAAAAGGCUAAGGGUAUUGCACUCAUAUCAACGGAGAAACAGUUGGAAGAAGAGCCUGAAGAAGACAGUAUCAGUCUCUUGGUACGUCGCUUUGACAGAGUCUGA